CGUUACUUUUGCAUCAAGGUAGCUCAAGAUGCUGUGGAACACUCUCGCCGGCCUGGCGCUCGCUGCACCAACCGAGGCUCUUAUUCGAUUUGGGUGCUCGCAGCUGGUCGUGGAUCGCCUUGACCCCUUGGUUGAACCAGGCAACGCUCCAUCAUCGCAUCUCCACCAGAUCAUCGGAGGAAACUCAUUCGUCCCUGAUAUGAGCCCGGACGUUCAUGAUCCACCUGCGAUGUCCACAUGCACAACCUGCCAGCCCGCAGAUGACUUCUCCAACUACUGGACAGCUUCGCUUUAUUUUCGCGCAAGGAAUGGUACUUAUAAGCGUGUCAGUCAGAAAGGCAAUGCGGGGUUUGAGGGUCAGAACGGUGGCAUGACCGUGUACUAUAUGCAAAACCAGCUUGCCGACUACCAGCAGAAGGCGAAGGUCAAGGCUUUUCAGCCGGGUUUUCGCAUGCUCAUCGGCUCACCGACCGCAUCCACAAAGGCAGAGGCGGAUAGGUAUCCGCAACUCACAUAUACCUGUCUCCAAGACCCGAGCACACGCUUUCCAGAGACCAAAGCUUUCCCUACUAAACCCUGCCCAACAGGCAUCAUGGUGAACUUGAGAUUCCCGACGUGUUGGAACGGUAAAGACCUCGAUUCGCCGGACCACAUGGCUCAUAUGGCCUACCCGGUAUCGGGUACCUUCGAGAGCCAAGGUCCCUGCCCGACCUCCCAUCCCGUGCGCAUGCCGCAACUCAUGUACGAAGUCAUCUACGAAACUGGCCCCUUCAACGACCCUUCUCUCUGGCCAACAGACGGCAGCCAGCCCUUCGUCUACUCAUUCGACGACCACACCGGGUACGGUAACCACGGCGACUACAUCUUCGGCUGGAAAGACGACUCGCUGCAGAAGAUCAUGGACGAGGAAUGCUAUGUCGGCUGCUCAACGAUGAAAACACAAAGUAUGGAGAUGAUGAACAGUUGUAGCGUGCCGCGCAAGGUCAUCGAGGACAUCGGUGAUCAAAGCUGGAUCCCCGCGCUUCCGGGGCAUUCGAAUGCUACGUGGACGGUUACUUCCACGGGGAAAGCGUUUCGUGCGUAGAUCACAUCUUUCUCUUUGCCUUUGUUCUGCUUUUGACGACAACGCAGAAAAGGUAUGAUGGUUGGGAGCUUUGACGCUUGUUCACAUGAUCACGCGUCGGUAUCCUUUCUUUUUGGGACCUCGCUGUUUCGGCCUUCGUAGAUCUUGUAGAUCUGAUGUACGGGGUAGCUUACCGCUUUCUGCAUACCCGAUGCUUUUCUUCGUGCCUAAUGCGCCGCUCCCGCAGAGCCCCACUCACACCUGCUUUGAUCGAUCACAUCACGAUUUUGUGACUGCAAUGUAGACG
Molecule: messenger RNA, 1370 nt
Organism: Alternaria rosae
Lineage: Eukaryota; Fungi; Ascomycota; Dothideomycetes; Pleosporales; Pleosporaceae
Exons: 5
Coding region: 29-1084 (351 amino acids)
Source: RefSeq, a predicted model, not a curated record